Messenger RNA from Clunio marinus, 285 nucleotides. Lineage: Eukaryota; Metazoa; Arthropoda; Insecta; Diptera; Chironomidae. The record is from the annotation of a GenBank genome assembly.
AUGAAAAGCCAUGUAAAACUCGUUAAGGUCGUCUCUCAUGACGUGAUGGAAGCGAAGAAUCAAUUUGAUUUGUUUGUGAAUGAGUAUUCUUCAAAGCAUCAUUCUAUUGAUUCAAUAUUUGUUUUAAACAUUCUCAUAAGAAGUAGAUUGACGCUUAGUAAACUUUGGUGGAAAGUACAACCUAACAAGAGUAAAGAACAAAAAAAUUACCAAUACGAUUUACCGUUCGUUGGCGGUGCGUGUGAUAUGAUCGUGAGUUAUGAGACUGGCUUUGAUGAUAAAUGA